Molecule: messenger RNA, 1197 nt
Organism: Harpia harpyja (harpy eagle)
Lineage: Eukaryota; Metazoa; Chordata; Aves; Accipitriformes; Accipitridae
Product: dual specificity testis-specific protein kinase 2-like
Exons: 9
Coding region: 116-1072 (318 amino acids)
Biological process (GO): actin cytoskeleton organization; protein phosphorylation
Cellular component (GO): nucleus; cytoplasm
Molecular function (GO): protein serine/threonine kinase activity; ATP binding
Source: RefSeq, a predicted model, not a curated record
CCGAGCCGUGCGGGCUCACGCCGGGGGAGCGGCGCUUGUGCCGAGCCGAGCCGACGGCAAGGCGUCCUGCGGGACCCGGGCCCGGCGGGGCCGAGCCGGAGCAGCUGCUGCCCCCAUGAUGUGCGAGGCAGGGCUGAUUGCAGCGGAGCCCUCCAACCCCAUGCAGUACUAUGGUGAGUCGUCUGACACCUACUACCACAUGGACCGCUGGCAGAGGCUGCGCACGGCUGUCAGGAAGCUGGAGUUCUGGGAAAACUUCAACGCUGAGCUGAUAGGCAGCGGCUUCUUCUCCAAGGUCUACAAGGUGACUCAGGCUGCUGCUUGUAAGGUGAUGGUGGUGAAGAUCUACAAGAACGACGUGGACCAAGAGGUGAUUGUGCGUGAGAUCAGCCUGCUGCAGAAGCUGUCCCACCCCAACAUCGUUAGGUACCUUGGGAUAUGCGUGAAGGAUGACAAACUGUACCCCAUUCUGGAGUAUGUGAAUGGAGGUUGCCUGGAGGAGCUCCUGGCCAGCAAAGACAUUGGUUUGACAUGGAAGGAAAAAGUGGACUUAGCUUCUGACAUCACCAGAGGAAUGAUCUACCUGCACUCCAAGAACAUCUACCACCGAGAUCUCAACUCCAAGAACUGCCUCAUUCGAUUGAUGCCGCGGGGUCGCGAGGCACUGGUGACUGACUUUGGGCUUGCCAGGGAGGUGGUGGAGCUGCCUGUGAAGGAUGUGGAGAGGAAGCUGUCUCUGGUGGGCUCUGCUUUCUGGAUGGCUCCUGAGAUGCUGCGGGGAGAGCCCUAUGACCGGAAGGUGGAUGUGUUUUCCUUUGGCAUUGUCCUCUGUGAAAUCCUGGGCAGGAUCCCAGCUGACCCUGAAGUGCUUCCCAGGACUCAGGAUUAUGGCUUGGAUGUUGCUGCCUUCCAAGGGAUGAUCAGCGAAUGCCCCAAGCGGGUGAUUGACCUUGCUGCUAGCUGUUGUUGGGUGGAAGCAUUUAAGAGGCCGUCUUUCUCCGAAAUCCUGGAUGAGUUGGAGGAUGUCACGGAGAGCCUGGAGCCUAGGAGGGACAAUCAGCUUUUGGGCUGAGCUGCUGGCCUUCUGUGAGGCUUGGCACAGAAUCACCCAAACUGUAAAUUAACUAUCUGGGGGGUCAGGAGUGAAGAGGAAGGUGGGGAAGGGAAGAGCUAAGUGAUGCACUGGUGUUUAUUGAA